CAAUGUCUCGUAAACUUGGAAAUUCAAAUCCUCGUUGCGAAAGGCAAACUUAACCGAUUGUUGCCAUUGAACCUAGCUGAUAAACCAUAAUAAAGGUCGCUGUGCUGUUUCAUUUGAAAAUUCAAAAUAAUUACGCAAGUCUUAGACAGUCUUAGUGCUCCUUAGUUUCGUGUUUCGUGCCGGCAGCCGUGUCGUGUGGACGUGUGAAUAGCGUUCUAUUAUCUUUAUCGUUUCCUCGUAUUCAAUAAAUAUAAAAAGAUUUAGAGCCGAGACGCCGAAGUACGACACAAAAAAACGAAACAUAAAAAAAAUAUCGAAAGAAUAUAAUAUAUCUACGUCUAGUCAAACCAUUCACAAUAUAAUUGAAACCUUGUAAACGAAAAAAAAAAAAAAAAAAAAAAACGUAACGAAUCACUAAAAUGAAAUAAACUGUGUUAUUAGGAUAUUAAAUAGAAUUAUUAAGUUUGUACUUAUUUAGUUUAUCAAUUAAUAAGUUCACUAGUAUAAAUAAAAAUGCAAAUACUAAAGGCAAGAUUCGCGUUACGCGCCACAGCGUCGCAAUUCCAGGCAUGGAGCUCGGCCAAAACUCGGACAGCUGCUACGGACUCGAAGAUAGUGGAAUACAAACCAAUCAGAAGCGUUCUUGUUGCGAAUCGCGGCGAAAUCGCCAUACGUGUGUUCCGAGCUUGCACGGAACUAGGCAUCCGUUCUGUGGCUAUUUACAGCGAACAAGACAAACUGCAAAUGCACAGACAAAAAGCCGACGAAUCGUAUAUAGUCGGAAAAGGUCUGCCACCAGUCGAGGCCUACCUCAGCAUCCCGGAGAUCAUCAGGGUUGCGAAGGAGAACGACGUUGACGCCGUACAUCCCGGCUACGGUCUUUUAUCUGAAAGGGCCGAUUUCGCCCAGGCCAUCAUUAAUGCCGGUCUGCGGUUCAUCGGGCCCUCGCCGAAGGUCGUGCAGCAGAUGGGAGACAAAGUAGCCGCCAGAAAAGCUGCCAUCGAAGCAAAGGUGCCGAUUGUUCCCGGAACCGAUGGUCCGGUCACAACGAAAGAGGAGGCUGUGGAGUUCUGCAAAAGUCACGGUCUUCCGGUUAUCUUAAAGGCUGCGUACGGAGGCGGCGGUCGUGGUAUGAGGGUGGUCCGUAAGAUGGAAGAAGUGCCUUCGGCUUUCGAACGAGCUUCUUCAGAAGCUCUCGGCGCUUUCGGCAACGGUUCCAUGUUUAUCGAACGAUUCAUCGAACGACCCCGGCACAUCGAAGUGCAGUUGUUGGGCGACAAAGCCGGCAACGUUGUGCAUUUAUACGAACGGGAUUGUUCAGUACAGAGGAGACAUCAGAAAGUCGUCGAAAUUGCUCCUGCACCGAAACUGGACCCUAAGAUUCGUCAGAAAAUGGUCGAGUGCGCCACACAUCUGGCGCGGCACGUCGGCUACGAGAACGCCGGCACGGUCGAGUUCCUGCUCGACGACAAGGGGAACUUCUACUUCAUCGAGGUCAACGCCAGAUUGCAAGUAGAGCAUACCAUAACAGAAGAAGUCACAGGUAUCGACCUAGUACAGUCACAGAUACGUAUCGCCGAGGGGAUGACCCUGCCCGAACUAGGGUUGACGCAGGAUAAAAUACAAGCACAGGGAUACGCGAUACAAUGUCGUGUUACUACCGAAGAUCCGGCCAAUAACUUCCAGCCCAGUACGGGCAGGAUCGAGGUGUUCAGAUCCGGUGAAGGGAUGGGAAUCCGUCUCGACUCAGCCUCCACGUACGCCGGCGCCGUCAUCUCUCCGUACUACGACUCUUUACUUGUCAAAGUGAUCUCUCACGCUCACGACCUACCCUCGUCGGCGGCCAAAAUGAAUAGAGCCCUCCGCGAGUUCCGCAUCCGAGGCGUCAAGACCAACAUCCCCUUCUUACUCAACGUGCUCGAGAACCAGAAAUUCCUAAACGGUUCGGUCGACACGUACUUCAUAGACGAAAAUCCGCAACUGUUCAUGUUUAAAGCCUCACAGAACAGAGCGCAGAAGAUCCUCAACUAUCUUGGCUAUGUGCUGGUCAACGGGCCGGCCACUCCUCUUGCCACCAAAAUACCCCCAUCUGACGUCAAGCCCUACAUACCUCAAGUGCCGCUGGGUCGAAUUGAAAAACGUCACUCUGGUCUUCCUAAAGUCAAUGCUAAUGUUAAAAACAAAAAGUCUAGCAGCACUCAUACCACAAUGCAUAAAUCUGCCGUCCAACCGCCGAAGGGCUACAAACAAAUACUCGACGAGGGUGGCCCCGAGGCCUUCGCCAAAGCGGUCCGGCAGCACAAGGGUCUACUCCUGAUGGACACGACGUUCCGGGACGCGCACCAGUCGCUGCUGGCCACCAGGGUGCGGACCCACGACCUGCUCGCCGUCUCGCCCUACGUAGCGCACAACUUCAACAACCUGUACUCGCUCGAGAACUGGGGAGGAGCUACAUUCGACGUGGCCUUGAGAUUCCUCCACGAGUGUCCGUGGGAGCGUCUCCACGACAUGAGGCAGCUGAUCCCGAACAUUCCGUUCCAGAUGUUGCUCCGCGGCGCCAACGCGGUCGGUUACACCAACUAUCCCGACAACGUUGUUUUCAAGUUCUGCGACAUGGCCGUCCAAGCAGGAAUGGACAUCUUCCGAGUUUUCGAUUCGCUGAACUACCUGCCGAACUUGGUACUGGGCAUGGAGGCAGCCGCGAAGGCAGGCGGAGUCGUCGAGGCCGCCAUCUCAUACACGGGCGACGUUUCGGACCCCAGCAAAACUAAAUACGACCUGAAGUAUUACACGAAGCUGGCCGACGAUCUGGUGAAGGCCGGAACUCACGUGCUCGCUAUCAAAGACAUGGCCGGACUGCUGAAGCCCCAGGCUGCGAAGUUGCUGAUAGGCGCCAUCCGCGCGGCGCACCCGCACGUCCCGCUGCACGUGCACACGCACGACACGAGCGGCGCGGGCGUGGCCGCCAUGCUGGCGUGCGCGGAGGCGGGCGCGGACGUGGUGGACGUCGCCGUGGACUCCGUGUCCGGACUCACCUCGCAGCCCAGCAUGGGCGCUCUGGUGGCUUCCUUGCAGGGCACCCCCUUGGACACUAAGAUACCGCUACAAAAGGUGUCAGAGUACUCAGCCUAUUGGGAGCAAGCUCGUACCCUAUACGGACCCUUCGAAUGUACGGCCACAAUGAAAUCUGGCAACGCUGAUGUGUACCUCAAUGAGAUCCCCGGAGGACAGUACACCAAUCUACAAUUCCAAGCUUUCUCCUUAGGACUGGGAAGCCAAUUCGAAGAGGUCAAGAAAGCUUACAGAGAAGCAAAUCUCCUCUUGGGUGAUAUAAUCAAAGUUACUCCAUCGUCGAAGGUCGUGGGAGAUCUUGCACAGUUCAUGGUACAGAACAAGCUGACGGCUGCCGAUAUCAACGCUAGAGCUGAGGAGCUCUCCUUCCCGAAGUCGGUGGUGGAGUACCUGCAGGGAGCCAUCGGGAUACCGUAUGGAGGAUUCCCUGAACCAUUGAGGUCGAAAGUUCUGAAAGACAUGCCGAGAAUCGAAGGACGUCCCGGAAAAGAGUUGCCUUCUCUGAACUUCGAUAAACUAAAGGGUGAACUGAAAGAAUCUUUCCCAGACAUAAACGACGAGGACGUGAUGUCGGCGGCGAUGUACCCGCAGGUCGCGAGCGACUUCUUCCGUUUCCGGGACAAGUACGGGCCCGUCAAACAUCUGGACACCAAGACCUUCCUGGUCGGCCCCGCGGUCGGCGACACCAUAGAGGUUAAGAUAGAGCGCGGCAAGACCCUGGACAUCAGGACGGUGGCGGUGUCGGAGGACAUGACGGCCGCGGGAGAGCGUGAGGUCUUCUUCGAGCUUAACGGACAACUGCGGUCAGUCUUCAUCAGAGACGAAAACGCCAGCAAGGAAAUGAAGAUCCACCCGAAGGCGGUGAAAGGCGAUAAGAAUCAAGUGGGUGCCCCGAUGCCCGGAACCGUUCUCACUAUCAAAGUGAAGGAAGGCGACAAAGUCGAGAAGGGGCAGCCGAUAGCCGUGCUCUCCGCUAUGAAAAUGGAAAUGAUCGUUCAAGCCCCCAAAGCUGGUACCGUCAAGACCGUCUCGAUUACAAACGGACAAAAACUAGAAGGCGACGAUUUGAUCUGCACUAUCGAAUAACAAUAAUAAAAAAACAACAACAAAAACAUCCGAUGAGGUUAAUGCUUUAAAUUAAAAAACAAAUAUUGAAAAAUUCCUCAAACGCCACGAAACCUUAUCUCCAGUAAUAUUACCUCAACUACAAUUUAAGACAUGAGUGUAUGAAGGCAUAUGAUGCAAUUAGUUAAUUUUUAUUAUAAAAAAUACAAUUUAAUAGUUUUUUUAAUUUUUAAAUAAACUACUACUAAUUGAAUAAGAACUGUCUGAUGAACUCAUCUUUGUUUAAUACUUCACUAUUAAAUUUUAUUGCCUUUUGUUUAUUUCACUUUUACACUAAACACAAUAUUGCAAAUUACCCGAGCACGACAAUGUCGGAGAAUUUUAGGUGCGUGAGUGACUAACGCGCAUGCGCACUUAUCAGUACCCAGGGAGGAAAAGUUAUACUUUCUUUCCUGUACAGCGGGACGAAAACCGAACUUUCGGCGUAGGUAGGAGAAAAAAGUCCCUUCAUCCACUCAUGUCUUCAAUUGUACAAGUUCAUUAGUUUAGAGCCAACGCUUAGUUAUAGAGAAUGUUUGAUAUUAAACAUUCUGAAUGAAAGGCAUUGCGAGCAUUCUCUAAGUUUGUUGAACUAUUUGGUGAACGUAUAAUUUUCAAAAGUGUCUGAAUACCAACGAUGGACUACUCAGCGCUUUAUUUGCGAGAAUCCAUCAUCACGUUUUAUGGCUGUUUUGUAUAAAGACAUCAGAUGUUAACUUGUAUUUAUGUGCUUCGUUUUUAUUUGUGCAUAUCGUCGCAUAGAAGGAUCUGGCAAAAGCGAUCGUUUUUUUUUUUUUUUUUUUUCAUUUGUAUUUAUUCAAAUACACAAUUACUACUGCCGGUUUAUCGAAAAAUGUGGCAUGUCACGUUGAUUGAAAGAUGAUUCACUGUUUACUUCUUUCCCGUGAACUGAGCGCAGCGCGAUCGACUCCUUUGCCAGGUUUCUGCUACACGCCGAUAGAUGCCGCUAGUUUUGCUAAAGCUGAUGAAGGAUAAAUGGAAUGUACUAAUAUUUUACAUUAUCCGUUAGGUACGUUGUUUUUAUUAUACCUUAUUUAAUUAAUUUUAUUGAAUAUUUGCAAUAAUGCUAAGAUUAUUUUGUCCAGAGCAAAACUAAAAAUGUUGCUAUACUGCACAGAUACAAUAUAUCGAGAUUUGUGAUGAUCACUAUACAUAUUAUUAUGAUGGUGCAAUAUUUGUCAUUUUAAAUUCAAAUUUUAAGUAAACGAUACGUUAUUGUUAUACUUGUAAAGUUUAUUUUAUUAAUAUUAUAUAGAUGUUAGUCAUUCCAUGAAAUGUAACAGGGUUAUGAGUAGAGUGGAGAAGUUUCUAGAGGUGUUUUUUUUUUUAAAUAAAUUUGACCAACCAAUUAACUCAUUCAUCGCUAUGUUUUCUUUAAUUCCUACCUUGUAGAGUUAAUUCCGGUAUUGUAAUGUAUUAAACCAUUUUAGGGACUUCUCUACUAUGGAGUGAGAUGUAUUCUCUUAUUUUUAUGUUGGUGCUCAUUUGUUGAUAAAUCUUGUUAUCCCUUUUGCAUAAUGUUUUUAUUUUAUUUAAUAAAAUUUUAUUUAAAUUA
Bombyx mori (domestic silkworm) is the source of this 5752-nucleotide messenger RNA. It is a transcript of the gene PCB, whose product is annotated as pyruvate carboxylase, mitochondrial. Gene Ontology annotation, biological process: gluconeogenesis; pyruvate metabolic process. The transcript has 25 exons. Bases 514 to 4158 code for a protein of 1214 amino acids. The record is from RefSeq and is a predicted model, not a curated record. Lineage: Eukaryota; Metazoa; Arthropoda; Insecta; Lepidoptera; Bombycidae. Gene Ontology annotation, molecular function: metal ion binding; ATP binding; pyruvate carboxylase activity. Gene Ontology annotation, cellular component: cytoplasm.